AUGAGCGUGGAAGGCUCAAACGACAACUUGCAGCCAGAGAGAUUCUCAAACCUUGACACCCCUUCUUCGCCACGUGAGUCGCCAACUCAUUUCCCGACAGAUGCCCCAAGAAGUUCAGAGCCUUUCAGAGGAGAUUCUGAUCACAGUCGUGCAUCAAGAGCUUCGCAAUCCCCCGAAGAAUCGCUGGUUGGUAUGUUCGAGGCCUUUCUAAGACAACAGAGCGCGAACAAAUCGGAAAGGCCUGGAAUUGUAGUCUUUGGCGAACCAUCACCAUUUACAUUCGCUCUUGAAGAAUUAAAACACGGGGAUAGUCCCAAGCUCCACAACGCAAAUCGCCAGAUCUACGAUAAGACUGCCUCUUUAGGCGGGGCCACCCAGCCUCCUGGACAUCUGGCAGAAACAGACUUCGCAUACUUAAAGGCGAAGGGUGCAUUUAACUACCCCGACGGGGCUAUAUCGGAUGCUCUUAUCUCGGCUUAUUUUGAGAGAUUCCAUCCACUAUGUUCAAUAGUGGAGAAGUCUCAAUUAGAAAGAGAUUACCGUGAACAAAAGCUCCCCUGGAUAAUCCUUCACGCCGUUUGUUUCAUUGGUGCUACUUUCUGUGAUGAUGCAGUGAUCCAUCGAUCGGUGUUCAAAUCGAGAUUCGAAGCACGGCAGUUCUACUACGAAAAAGCUAAGGUCUUGUUUACCGUGGGAUAUCACUCGGACAAGAUUGUCUUACUCCAGGCAGCUUUGAUGCUUAGCUUCUAUGGACCACAUAUACAAGGCUACUGGAACCCGGGAAGUUGGACCGGCUUUGGAGUGACAAUUGCAGUGUCACUUGGUCUACAUCGGGCUGCUACAUAUACUCACUCGCACUUCAGAGAAGUGACGAGUUUACUAAGAAGGGUGUGGUGGAACCUGGUCAUACGAGACGCAUAUACGUCUGCAUUGCUCGGCCGUUCAUUUAGACUCAAUAUGUCUCUUUGCGACACAGAGCCCUUAACAUGCGAGGAUUUUGAAAGCUUCGUAACGUGCUCCCAUCAGCCACAGACCGAUUGUCACUGCAAGGACUCUGCUCAUUACCAAAUUCAAAUCUCCAAAUUGUCUCUUCUUCUACGACGGAUCCUGAUCAGUCGUUUUGGGCCCGGGGAAAGUACAGCCACAGUGGCGCAGCUGCAUCAACUACUGUCGGACUGGCAAUCAGAUCUCCCGAAAUCGAUGAAUUGGGUUCAGCGGAAGUCUCCCCUAUCCAAGUUCUCUGUGAUUUUCAAGAUUAUGUUCCAUUAUCAUGUCAUCUUGCUCCAUAUGUUAAAGCCGGAAAGAGUCUCAUCCUCCCAAGCUCAAACGCCUUGCAGUACUGGUCGUUCCACAGCGAUUGCAGAAUCAGCAGCAUCUGGUAUAGCGUCCACUGCUAUCACAAUAAUGACCAAUUCUUCUCUGAACGCAUUUCCACACGAACUAUUCCCUGCAUUCUUCCUUGCAGGCAUUAUUUUCUAUCGUCAGUGGCGUCAGUCUGAUGCCGACUCGGCUGAAAAGGCCCGGGCGUCACUCGAUAACUGUCUGAUUGUGUUGAACCAGGCAGCUGAUUUCUGGGACCCAGGGAGCUGGGCAGUAAAACUCUUCGAAUUUCUUUCUUCCAGCUCCGAUGACAAAGAAGAAAUUUCGCACCCAGUCAGCCAACAAGAAAUUGAUGAGCCCGAUGAGUUGCAACCAGCUACUAAUGAAGUGGUUUCGGAGAGCUUCAAUUCACCGCUGGUGGACUUACAACAAAACCUGUACGUACCAUUCGAUACAGGCACCAUUUUCGAUGCGAACGUUCCAGUCGGACUCAGGGAUAUCAUGUUGAUGCCAAAUUUCUGGCUUCCCUCUGCUGAAGAACCACAAAUUUUCCCACUAUGA
Molecule: messenger RNA, 1881 nt
Organism: Penicillium maclennaniae
Lineage: Eukaryota; Fungi; Ascomycota; Eurotiomycetes; Eurotiales; Aspergillaceae
Product: fungal specific transcription factor domain-containing protein
Exons: 1
Coding region: 1-1881 (626 amino acids)
Biological process (GO): DNA-templated transcription
Molecular function (GO): DNA binding; zinc ion binding
Source: RefSeq, a predicted model, not a curated record